AAAUCAAGGACAUCUCCGGCAUCCGGAAACAAGCCGUGAAGAUGCCAUUUUGGCGCGACACUUGUGCAUGCGGCUGACAUCGAUCGACAGCUACACAUCCCAAUUAGGUAAUAUACCCGCAGAUAUGUUUAUCUCCUCAUGCUGACUUUAUGGAGCAAAGCUGGAGAACGAGCGCUUUUCUUGGAGUUGUUGAGCGACACCAUGCUGUGGAGGUUAAGAUGGGGUCUCCAGCCUGGGGAAAUGUUGAACAACACAGGGUUUGCUCGAGCGUGCACCUUCAACGCUUUGUUGUCGCAGCUUGCUCCUGCACGUGUUGUUGUCCGACUCUUGCUCCGAUCCUUCAGGGUAAAUGCUUAAGGCGCUUCUGCGUGGCAGGCUCGGCCCAUGCGUGCCCAAAGCCCGUUUUGUGUUAUUCAUCAAACCGUCGUGUCGCGCGAUUCUCGGUGCAGAUAUCAUUGGCAGAUGGGACGCGUUUCGACGGGUCAGCUUCUCCAAUCUCUCUACUGCGUUCUUGUGGUUGUUGCAUUAGGACGCCUUACUUUGGUAGAGGCAAGCCGGCCUCUUACCCCGCGAAAGAGGCACACAGCCUUCCGGACCAUCCGAACUUCUCAGCGAACACGACCAGACUUGUCAUCUCGCGUCAAGACGCCUCAAGACUCGAUCGUCGGUACUCGGCAGGGUCAAGCUUUCAAGCAGGCGGGAGGCGUCGUUGGCGCUAACGAUAUAUGUUGUUACAUAGCGUAUUUGAGAAACAGUGGGUCGACGUCAGCGGCGCAAUCUUUG
Macroventuria anomochaeta is the source of this 783-nucleotide messenger RNA. RefSeq lists its product as uncharacterized. Lineage: Eukaryota; Fungi; Ascomycota; Dothideomycetes; Pleosporales; Didymellaceae. Bases 150 to 719 code for a protein of 189 amino acids. The transcript has a single exon. The record is from RefSeq and is a predicted model, not a curated record.